UGAACUUCAAAUCCAUAAAAUCAGAGCUGGAUGUUGUACAAAUAUAUAUAAAUAUACAUACAGUAUAUCCAGCCUGAUAUACCUGAUGUACCAGAAUGGGCAACGACGGCGUGAAUAAAACGGACGACAUGAAGAGCAGCUCGCUCGACGAGUUCAAGCUGGAGGCGAUGCGCUCCAUGGGCUGGACCGUGGAGGCCGACAUACCCAUGGCCAAUGAGGAGAAUCUGGCCAUACUCCAGCAGAUGGUUGGCAUGCGCGCUGAGAAGUUCAAUCUGCAGCAGCGAAUCGUGGCCCUGGAUGAGCGCGACAAGGCGAUCGAGCGGCACAAGCGGAAUAUUGAGGCCACGCUUCAGCAGAACAUUACAUUCUUCAACUCGGUGAAGAACGAUGUCCUGAAGGAGGCGCAUCGAACACAGCUGGUCAUAUUGGAGCGCAACAAGCUGAAGGAGGAUGUGCGAAAAAAUCAAAAGGAACUGGCCGAGUACACGGAAUAUGCGGAGCACACACUACGUAAAAUCACGAAAAACAAGCGAGAAAUUGAUGAUCUGACGAAGCGCAUUAAGACGGCCAAGUCGAGCCUGGUCGACUGGGCCGAGGCCAUGGAGGAUGGAAACAAGGGCUACCAGCUGAUCGAUCGAUACUACCAAGACGAUCAGCAGCGGGCACGGGAGCUGAACACGCGCCGCCAGCAGCUGCAGGCGGACAUCGAUAAGCGGCGCAAGCUGGUCGUUCAGCUCUACGAUGAGCAGAACACGCUGGAGAAGAAUCUGGAGCGCACCGCCUGCCUGUAUAGGGAGGCGCAUCUGGAGCGCCGCCAGAUGGUGGAGACCUGGAAGCAGGCGGUCAAUCAAAUGACACAGCGCGAAUUGGAGAUACAGAAUAGUGAGACGGAGUGCGCCCAGCUUAUAGAGGAAGCGGAGGCCAUGGCCACCGGCUAUCGAAAUGCGAACGAGCAGCUGAACGAUGUUCUGGAGAACAAUCGCAUGGUGGAGCAGGGCAUCGAAAUGCUGAAUACGGAGACCUCGGAGGCGAAAAAUGAAAUACAGCGCCUGAUAGAUGCGUCGCUGCUCAAGGAGCGCGAGAUUCUGGCCCUGCGUCACGAGCUCGAGAAUCUGUCCAACAUGGUGCAUUCGCAGCGCCUGGAGAAUCGCAAGCUGCUCAAGCAACGCGACGACAAGAACACUGAGAUUGAGAACUUUGCCCAGACGCUGAAGCAGGUGGAGGAUCGCCUCAAGUCGAUCGAGGACAAGCACACCGAUGCCAAUCAGCGGCUCCAAAUACUGGACGAGAUGAUGGAGGGCGAGCAGGAGGCGCUCAAUUUGCUAAACAAGGAGCAGCAGCGCUGCAACGAGCUGCUUUAUCGCGCCCAGCGCCAGAUUAACGACCUUAAAGAUGAGCAGAAGACCUUCAUAGUGCAGAGCGCGGCGCUGCAUUCCACAUUGCUGGCGGUCAAUCGCAGCCAGCGGCAGGUGGGGCAGGAGCUGAAACGCCAGACGGAAAUAUACUAUGAAAUGUCCUUCAAGUAUCUGCAGGGCGAGCGUCGUCUGGCCGAUUUGCGUGGCAAGAACGCGGAUCCCGAGACGGAGGCGCGCAAUCAACUGUUGCUCACCGAACUGGAACAUUAUCUGGCCAAGCUGCAGCGUCGCUUGAGCUCGACGGAGGCGCAGAACAAGAAACUCAACUAUAGCAUGAACGCUCUGGUGAUUGUCUACAACAACGAUGCCAAGGAUCUGGAGCUGGUCAAGUUCAAGAUCAAGGAGGCGCAGGUCUACUGCGAGGGCACUAUCAAACGGCUGCGCAUGAAUCGCUACGACAACUCCGAGUUUGUCGUGGAGCUAAGUCUGCUCAAGAUGCGCUGCUGUGAUCUCCAGAAUGUGAUCGACAAUUGCGAGAAGGGCACAUACAGUCUGAAUCAGCAUCGCCUGGCAUUCCAGCGCAUCAUCAAGGAUCGCUUUGUCGAGCUGAAGAGCCAGCAGGAUGUGCUGCUGCUCAAGCGCAAACAUCUUAACGAGGAGCUGAGCACCCUGCGCGCUGAUCUCGGCGAGCGCAAGAAACACAUUUCCGCCAUGCGCGCCCGCUUCGAGCUGACAUCCGCCCUGCUGGGCGUCAACGAGGACGGCACAUUGAUCACGGCCACCCAGCUGAAGGUGGAGAAUGCCCAGGAGCGACAGCUGCUCGCCGACGAGGGUGAUUCGCUCAACAAGAAGGUGCUCAAGGCCGAGAAGGAGGUCGUCGCCCUGGAGAAUACACUGCGUCAGUUUGAUAAAUCCAACGACAACUACCGCAAGAACCUAAAAACCUACGAGGACAACUCAAGGGAUGAACAGCGUGCCGAGGAGGAGCUUAAGAAACAGCAGGAGAUCUACUGCAGCGAUCUGGAUAAGCUGAAGGUGCUGCGCUGCAAGGCGGAGUUGCACGACAAUAAGAUCGAGGAUCAGAAACGUUCGCUGGAGGAGCUGAUCAAGCAAAUCGAAAUGGAGAAGCAGAAAUGCUCAGAAGAUGCGGACGCUUUGGAUAAACUUAACAAAGAGCUGCUGGAUCAAAAAUCGAAAAUCGAAAGAGCCAAUCGCGAGAUUCAUUCGCUAAUGAAGGAAAUCAAACAGAAGUCCAUUAGCACCGAAUACCUCGCGCUGUUCGAGCGCGAUCUCAAUCUGCAGGAGCUGGAGAAUCGCAACCGAAAGGCCUUAAACCUAUUGUCAGAUAUGGCCAACAGUGACGUGGACGGACCUCAGAUAAUAAACUAUAUGUUGAGCAAGGGACUGAAGCUGCCGCAGCAUUUGAAGCCCACACGCAGUUGUGUGUCCUCCAGGACAACCUCCUACUCCUCGCUGGAUUGCUACUCAGUCAAAGGUUACAGCGCACGCUCCUCCACCUCGGAGCUGAGCCUGGGCAAGGAGGAGAACAGCUCGGCGCGCAUUAGCGUCGUCUCCCUGGACUUUCCGCCCAAAAAGAAGAAAUAGUUUUCCACCAGUUUUCCUUCUGCUUGUUUCCCUCACGUGCUUGGCCAAUGAACUGUUUACAAAUCGGACAACCAAACAGAAACACGAAUAAAUCGCGCAGCAAGAAAGAAAACAACAAGAACCAUAAAAAUAGCGCACAACACAAAGCGCUGACCAAAUAUCAACAAGAAACCAGAGAGAGCAGCAGAUAUCCGAUAAAUAUAUAUAUAUAUAUAUAUAUAUAUGCAUAUAGUAUGUAGGUAUACUUGAUUAUAAAUAGCGUUGGAGAGUGCACAGCCAGCGCAUACCCUUGACUGAGUGAGCUGUCUGCACAAACCAGCCGCUAGAUACCCUUCCUAAUGAAACCUGAAAGCCUGGGCGCCCAGAUUAUAUGCUGAUAAAUAUGCUAUUGUCAACUAGAUUAACUUUACUAAUUCGAUCAUUAAAUGUUAAGCGAGCAGCAAAUGAAUUAUUAA
Messenger RNA from Drosophila virilis, 3415 nucleotides. RefSeq names its product Coiled-coil domain containing protein 39 (gene Ccdc39). Gene Ontology annotation, cellular component: axoneme. NCBI's taxonomy places the organism in Eukaryota, Metazoa, Arthropoda, Insecta, Diptera, Drosophilidae. Gene Ontology annotation, biological process: cilium-dependent cell motility; inner dynein arm assembly; epithelial cilium movement involved in determination of left/right asymmetry. The record is from RefSeq and is a predicted model, not a curated record.